GCCAAUGUGCAGGUGUUGAACUUUUCACACAGUUGCUUAUAUCUAUCUCUCUCUCUCUCUCUCUCUCUCUCUCUCUCUAGAUAUAUAUACAUAUGGAGAUAAGCAUAGUGUUGCUUAUAGCCGAGAAACGGCGAUUGUAUUUAUAUAAUCUUUUAAGCAUAGUGUUGCUAAAAUCUUAAAGCCACACGCGAAUAAUUAUUUACUUAUUAUGGGUGCUUUGUUAUUGAUUGUGCUUUCAUAUUUUUUUCAUCAUCAAUUGGAGGUUCUUGCGCUGGCUACUUCAUCUGAUCUUGAUUUUAGCUACAUGAAAUCUGUAUACAAUGCCACUGAUCUUCCAUUAAAAGAAGAGUAUGACUAUAUAAUAGUGGGAGGUGGUACAGCAGGCUGUCCUUUGGCUGCAACUUUAUCAGCAAACUACUCGGUUCUUGUCCUUGAAAGGGGCAGUGCUCCUCCUUCAUACCCACAGCUGGUCUUGACCGCAGAUGGAUCAGGAGGUGUUCUCUUGCAGGAAGACGAUGGUAAAACACCUGCUCAGAGGUUCACUUCAGAAGAUGGUGUUGCGAAUGUUAGAGGAAGAGUCCUUGGUGGGACCAGCAUGAUCAAUGGGGGAUUCUUCUCCAAAGCUGAUGACCAAUUCUAUAAUGAAUCUGGCAUUCACUGGGACAUGAAUGCGGUCGAGGAGGCAUACCAGUGGGUUGAAGACACCAUUGUUUUCCAACCAAAUCUUUCGACUUGGCCAUCUAUUGUCAAAGAAGCUUUAUUGAAAGCAGGAGUUGGUCCUGACAAUGGAUUCAGUUUGCAACAUUUAGUGGGAACCAAAAGUUCUGGUUCAAUCUUCGAUAACGAGGGAAAGAGACAUGGAGCUGUGGAGCUUCUUAACAAAGGCGAACUGAAGAACUUGAAAGUUGCAGUUGAGGCCUAUGCCGAGAGAAUUAUCUUCUCUUCCAAAGCAUCAGGUGUAUCAGCAACUGGAGUCGUAUAUAGUGAUUCGAAGGGGAGGACUCAUGAGGCGUUGAUAAGAGAUGAAGGAGAGGUGAUAUUGAGUGCAGGGGCAAUUGGGAGCCCUCAGCUUCUCCUUCUCAGUGGAAUUGGUCCACUUCCUCAUCUUUCAUCACAUAAAGUUCCGGUAGUUAGCCAAAACCCCGAUGUGGGAAACUUUAUGGCGGAUAAUCCUCGUAAUAGCAUCACCAUUGUAGUCCCAUUUGCGUUGGACCCUUCAAUUGUACAGGUUGUAGGAAUUACUAAUGACUUCAAUUACAUAGAGUCGGGCUCUUCCGUUACCUCAUUUUCUUUUCCUCAACCUUUUAGCUUUUAUCCAAACGGAACCACUCCUUUAGAGUUGAGUGUGGCAACCAUUGUUGAGAAGUUCUCCGGACCACUUUCGAGUGGCUCCCUCCAGCUUGUUUCGUCGGCUGAUGUGAAAGUUAGCCCAACCAUCCAAUUCAACUACUUUGGAGAUCCGAAGGACCUUUCUCGUUGUGUAAGAGGAAUGAGGUUGGUCGGUGAUAUGCUCAAGACCGAUGCCAUGGAAGGGCUCAAGUUCGAAGAUUUAGAGGGUGCCGAAGGUUUCAAGUUUUUAGGACCUUCUUUGCCAAGAAACCUCUCCGAUGAUGCAUCAAUGGAGGCGUUUUGUCGAAGCACAGUGACGACGUUCUGGCAUUACCAUGGUGGAUGCUUGGUGGGAAAGGUUGUUGAUGGCUAUUUACGAGUGGUGGGUACAAAUUCACUUCGAGUGGUAGAUGGAUCCAUAUUCAAUACAUCACCCGGAACCAACCCUCAAGCCACCCUCAUGAUGAUAGGCCGGUACAUGGGGCUUAGGAUGUUGCAAGAAAGAGAGGCAGCGAAAUAGAUUGAGCAUCGUUUAUCAUAUACGAAAUAUAAAAGAAAUAAAAUAGGAAAUCAGGGAAAUAAAUUUGCUAAACGACCAUUUUGUAGGAUGAGUAUGCUCAAUAUCAUUAUGGUCCAUAUGCAAUUAUAUGUAAUGUUGUAUGCGUUUAGCAACUUGAUUUUUGUUUUUAUUUCAUUCAUACUUUUGUUUAUUCUGUCGAAAUAUCACCCGAUUACAAUAAUUCAAUAAAAUUUUAAAGCAUUUUUUGUUUGAUGCA
Messenger RNA from Ziziphus jujuba (common jujube), 2105 nucleotides. Its product is annotated as (R)-mandelonitrile lyase 3. Gene Ontology annotation, molecular function: oxidoreductase activity, acting on CH-OH group of donors; flavin adenine dinucleotide binding. The transcript has 4 exons. Bases 209 to 1849 code for a protein of 546 amino acids. NCBI's taxonomy places the organism in Eukaryota, Viridiplantae, Streptophyta, Magnoliopsida, Rosales, Rhamnaceae. The record is from RefSeq and is a predicted model, not a curated record.